AUGAAUUUUCUCCCAUCAGGUCAGCUGUCUGCCUCAUUGCCACCACCACCUCCAGGAAGGCCAGAGGUUGUGGUGCAGCUGAUUGAGUCCAGGCUUUUCUGUAGGUGUGCUUUUGAUGUUUCCCCUACAAACAACUCAGUGGGAUUUCUCAUAGCUUGGUCUAGGUUUUCUUCUCUAGAAAUCAAAGAGGAGCUGAAACAAGAGACCACAGUUCAACCAUCCUCUCUUUUAGAACUGGAUGACAUCUCCAGACUUGGAGACAAGAUAUUUUGUAGUGCUUCCAUCUUUUUCUUGGAGAAACCACAUGUACAAAGUUUAGCCAUUGAAAGCCGAGAAUUUUUUGCAGGCAUUAAGUUACAACCUGAACUGAACACUGUAUCAGAAGAUGGGAAAGAAUACAAGUUGAGGAUAGAGAGCACAAUUCCUAUCAUUUGUCCUGAAUUCAGUGAGCUUGAUCAGGAGUGCAAAAUCUCAUUAAAACUGACAACUGUUGAUCAAGGUAAAGAACAGCUAGGCUUAAAUUUGUCACUAUCUUCCUGUCACGUGGACCUUCACCAGACAUCAUCCUGUGCUAACGGAACCUGCAGCAAUGCUUUUGUGUACUACUCUGCUGUAACAGAUUUUUCUCAAGAUGGAAAUAGAGUCACAAAUAUUGUAGUAGAACCUAUAGUUAAUGAGGAUUUCCUAUGGAACAGCUACGUUCCAGACAGCAUCCAGAUCAGAGUAAAGGAUGUCCUGACUACUUACUGCUAUUCAUUUACUGAUCCACAUAUAAUUACCUUUGAUGGCAGAUAAUUUCCUGUAAGUUUUUUCCUUUGGAUGUAUGAUAACUUCAAGACUGGAACAUUUGUGCUUUACAAGAGUAUGUCGCGUGAUUUUGAAGUCCAUGUAUGUCAGUGGGACUGUGGAAGCCUCCAUUAUCCUGUGUCAUGUAACUGUGGCUUUGUUGCCAAAGAAGAAGGUGAUGUAGUUACUUUUGAUAUGUGCAGUGGUCAGCUACAUGAAUCACAGCCAUAUUUAUUUGUAAAGAGCCAAGAUGUAACCAGCACUAUCAAGAUAAGUGAAUCUUACUUAGGAAGAAAAAUCUGGUUUUCUUCUGGAGCAUUUAUCUGUGCUGAUCUUAGGGAGUGGAGCAUGAGUUUAACAAUCAGAGCCCCUAGUUUAGAUUACAGAAACACUUUGGGACUUUGUAGCACCUUUGAUGAAAACCCAGAAAAUGAUUUCCAUGACAAAAAUGGGAUCAAGGGCUUCCCUGGGAUCAAAAUUGAUCAAACUUUUAAUAAUUGUGUUGCUUUUAUUAAUGAAUGGAGGAUUUUACCAGGAAAAAGCAUGUUUGACACAAUGCCAGUUUCCCUGCCAUCACCUAGAAAACAAUCCUAUUGUAGCUGUUCAUUGGACACUACUUCAUUGUAUCCAUCUUCUAAUCAUCUGGAAAGUGUUUCUCAAUCAGAGAUUGUUUCAGCUUGCAAAGACCCCGAACAUGUCAAAUUCCCUUCCUUGAUACCAGAGCUAGAUGUCACCUCUGAAUAUAUUAAUUCAGAAGCUCCUGUCAGAGGAAUAAACAAGCAUACAUCUCGAGAAAAAAAUAACAAAAAUUUGGAUUUCUUUCCUCAAGAAAAAAAGCAUGUGAAUCUAACCAAUCUGGACUUAAAUUUACAAAAACAUCCUGGGAAUGAGAGACAAGAUGCAUCAAAAACUUUGGACAAGGGGAGACAUACACAGGGCCAGGGUAAUCACAGCCAAGAAACAAGGUGGGAUCGACAAAACAGAUGCAAACAGCAAAACUUCAGUGAGUUUCUUCCUUUGCUUGCUUUUCAAAGUCUCAGCCAAAGUGACCUAGAAGAGUUUACUUACUUUUUCCCUGAGGACCAUACUGAGGAUGUCCACCAAGAGUUUGUCCCCACGUGGCCCACACCAUCUGGCCACACCGAAUACAGCACAUCGGCACUAUGUCAGCACACUCUUGCCAACUCCAACAUAGGAAUGCACUGUCUUGCCUUUCUUGGCAAGAGACUAGACAGUGUGAUAGAGAUGUAUGUUAAGGAUGUUCUCCUAAAAGAUGAUCUUAGCUGGGCAGAAGCAGGUGUGGCCUUUUUAGAAAAUGAAUGUGAAAAGAGGAUUUUGGAAGAGGGGAAAUAUAACAGAGAAGAAUACAGCAAGUCAAUUAAAGACAUUCUCUUGUCAUUAAAAUGCCCCAAUUUAUGCAGUGGCCAUGGGUAGUGUAUGGAAUGGGGGUGUGCAUGCUCCCCAGGCUUUAUCUAUGAUUGCAGUGAUUCACACGACAAGGUUCCUGAAAUUAUAGAACUUGAGAAUGCUGGAUUGUGUAAUAUUCAAAAAUAUAACUGUAGGAUGGUGAGAGUUUUUGGUCAAGGCUUCAAAGAACCACCUUCAAUUAAAUGUGAAGUUACUAAACUGAAGUAUAAUAGCAGUAAAUGGGUCUUUGGAGAAACCAUCUAUGCACAUACUGUUUUUCAAAAUAGCAAAACUGUUGAUUGUCAGCUGCCCACUGAUGUUCAGCAGUCUGGUACUAUGGAUCUGAUGGGUGAGAAACCAAUUUGAAGUGGCAAAUAAAGAACUGCAUACAUCUUGCAAGUAUCUAAUGAUGGUUAUAGGUUCAGUAAUCCCCAAAUAAUGAUCAUAUAUGAUGGGGCUUGUCAAAUUUGUGGUCUCUAUGAAAAGGACUCAUGUACUGUAAAGGAAAAUGUUUGCAUUAUUGAUGGACUCUGCUACAUUGAAGGUGAUAAAAAUCCUCCCAGCCCUUGUUCGGUUUGUAGACCUAAAAUUUCAAAAUUUACUUGGUCAUUUUUAGAAAAAAACCAACCCACAGUGAUUCAAAUACCACAAGAUAAAUUACAGACAUUUUAUGGGGAGAACUUUAUGUACCAGUUCAUAGCCUUCAAUCCAGAAGGCUUUGACAUCUAUUUUACCUUGGACUCUGGUCCUGGAGGAGCAGAUGUUUCCUCUGCAGGACUUCUUAUGUGGAAAACAGAUUUACAAACUCCCCAACCAUUUACCCUACACGUUAAUGAUGACUGCAAUGCUGAAACUAGAGUCAUAAUUGAGGUGACUGUGAGGUCUUGUGAUUGCUUGAAUGGGGGAUCAUGUGUGUCCGAUAUUAAAUUUCCUCCACCAGCUGGAGCGUACCUGUGUCUCUGCUUGCCUGGCUUUCAGGGAGCUGAAGAGGAUGUCACUGAGUGCCAGUUGAACCCCAGUGGGCUUGGCAGAUCCAUUAGUGGUUUUCACAGUUAUUCUUGUGAUUGUCCACCUGAGUUCAAAGUUGAAACACAGUUUUUAAAUGAAUUUACUACACAUACUGUGGUUCUCACAAGGUCUGACAACAGUGUAACUAAGGAAGAGGAUGGUAAAAAUGCCAAUCAGAGGGAGAGGAAUGUUAAGCCAACUAAUGGAAAUGCCUCUAACAUUUGUAGGCAUCCAUGUGGAAAAAACAGGGACUGUGUUGCCCCAAACAUAUGCAAAUGUAAACCUGGUUACACUGGUUCUAACUGCCAAACCGCUAUAUGUCAUCCUGAUUGCAGAAACCAUGGAAAAUGUAUUAAGCCUAACAUUUGCGAAUGUCCCCCAGGACAUGGUGGAGCUACCUGUGAUAAAGAACAUUGUAGACCACCUUGUUAACAUGGUGGCACCUGCUUGGCUGGAAAUCUCUGCACUUGUCCUUAUGGUUUUAUAGGACCAAGAUGUGUAACAAUAGUUUGUAACAGGCACUGUGAAAAUGGAGGCAAAUGUCUUACACCAGAUGUUUGCCAGUGCAAGCCUGGUUGGUAUGGACCCACCUGUAGCACAGCUUUGUGUGACCCUGUUUGCCUCAAUGAUGGUUCCUGUAAUAAGCCAAACACUUGCCUCUGUCCAAAUGGAUUCUUUGGUGCACAGUGUCAGAAUGCUAUCUGUCACCCUCCCUGUAAGAAUGGUGGUCACUGCAUGAGAAAUAAUGUGUGUGCCUGUCGGAGAUGCCAAAAAAGUAUCUGUGAUCCCAUAUGCAUUAAUGGAGGAAAGUGCGUGGGACCAAAUCUUUGCUCUUGUCCUUCUCGCUGGACAGGGAAACAAUACAACACAACUAUCUGCUUUCAGAAAUGUAAAUAUGGUGGUGAGUGUAUUGCUCCUAGCAUAUGCCAUUGUCCUACGACAUGGGAAGGAGCACAGUGUCAAAUACCAAUCUGCUAUCAAAAGUGUCUUUAUGGAGGCAGAUGCAUACUCCCCAACAUAUGUUCUUGCCGCACUGGAUAUACUGGAGUCAAAUGUGAAAAGAAAAUACAGUCCGGUUUCAUUUGCUCACAGGGGGCCGCAUGCAGAAUCCACACACCCAGCACUUCAGACCGGAGUUCCCAGGGUCGAGUGCCUGCACCUGACACCUCAGCUUAG
Molecule: messenger RNA, 4377 nt
Organism: Physeter macrocephalus (sperm whale)
Lineage: Eukaryota; Metazoa; Chordata; Mammalia; Artiodactyla; Physeteridae
Gene: VWDE
Product: von Willebrand factor D and EGF domains
Source: RefSeq, a predicted model, not a curated record